This is a messenger RNA of Vitrella brassicaformis, 2676 nucleotides long. The record is from the annotation of a GenBank genome assembly. NCBI's taxonomy places the organism in Eukaryota, Vitrellaceae.
AAGGCGGUGCUGCAGGGGCUGUUUUCCUGCGUCACUCGAUCCGCCUGAUCUCGUCUUCUCCACUCUUCAUCCCAUACAUCAGCAGCUCUAGCGGAUCUGAUCUAUCCACCCAUGGGUCAGUCGGCAACCAAGUCAGGUGUGGUCGUAUGGGGCUCUCCCGAGUACGGCCAGCUGGGAAUCGGCAACCCGAACCCCACGGAGGACAAAGCCAGCCCUCCGCGGCUCGUCGAGGCCCUCAGAAACAUCGCCGUGCGCAGCGUGGCCUGCGGCGGACACCACUCGGCCGCCGUGGGCGAGAGCGGCGAAGUCUACGUAUGGGGUGGCGGCAGGAGGGGGCAGCUCGGCACGGGAGAUACGAAAGACGUCAUCCUUCCCAAGGCCAUCCGGUCUCUCCAGAGCAAGGCCAUUCGGCAGGUGGCCUGUGGCGAGCAUCACUCGGCUGCCGUCACGGAGAGCGGCGUGCUCUACACCUGGGGACUGCCACGCAACGGGCGGCUGGGCCACGGCAGAGAGGAGGGGGAGAUGCUCCUGGUGCCCAAGGUUGUGGAGGCCCUUAGCGGCCAGCAAGUGGUGCAGGUGUCCUGUGGCGACUUCCACACGGCCUGCCUCGUCAAUGCCACCGCCGCACAGCAGACCAGCGCAACAGCAGCAGCAGCCGGCGGCACCCCGCAGCCCACGUCAGUCUACACGUGGGGAAUGGGCCUUUCUGGCCGCCUGGGGCACGGCGACGAAACCGACCGAUAUGUGCCGACGUCCGUGGAAGGCUUGGCGGUCGUGCAAGUGACGCAGGUGUGCUGUGGCGGCCACCACACCGCCGCUGUCACCGAGUCGGGGCAGAUGUACACAUGGGGCGGCGGCGCCUUCGGCAAGCUCGGGCACGGCUCACGGCUGGCGGUCAUGACCCCGCGGGCUGUGGCCUUCUUCAGCGGCCCGGUGGGCGGCGGUCCCUCGUCGUCGAUCCGCGGUCGUCGUGUGGUGCAGGCCUCCCUGGGGGCGCACCACAGUGCGGCCGUGACGAGCAAGGGGGAGGUGUUCACCUGGGGCCAGGCAGGGCGGCUCGGUCACGGUUGGGGGGCAUCGGGGAGCACCAGUGGUGUGGGGACGGAGCAGGACGCCAUGAUGCCCAGGCAGGUGGCUGCGCUGGCGGGCAUCUUUGUGGUCAUGGUGUCGUGUGGCCACUCGCAGACGGCGGUCGUGACUGAGACGGGCGACGUGUGGGCGUGGGGCACCACACGGGUGCUGGGGCAUGCCGAUCUUAGCGUGGCGCCCAACUCGCCGUCCUGCGUCAAAGCCCUCACAGGUAGGAAGGUAGCACCGCACCAACCACACCUGACUGAUGUCUUUGGUCUGUUGGGUUUAUUGUUUGGUUGUAUGCCACCCAUAUGUGUGUGUGGUGUGUUGGUUCAGGCAAGGCGAUCAUCCAGGUGUGUUGCGGCUCCUCGCACACCAUAGCGCUCUCGGACUUCAAGCGCCUCGCAUCCCGGCUCCCCCCAAACCUGCAGCCCCCCGCAGCACUCACAGCACCCACACACCAGCCAUCGCCCCCAGCAGCCGGAGGAGGAAUAACAGCCCCGGGCGCCACCCUGCGCCCUCCCCCACCCGCUCCAGGCUCUUCCCUCUCCCUCUCGAUGCCAACACGCCCCUCCUUCACGACUGACCAGACCAUCACGGAACCUUCGUCAAUAGAGGUGGGGAGUGAGGGUGCCGCAGAGCCCGCGAGUGGCCCUGGGCUGCCUGGGUCGGUCGGCAAGACCCUGGAGAUGGGUCUGGGGGGGCUGGAGGCGGGGAGGGAGUUACCAACCACUGCGGCGGCGGCAGCGCAGCCGCAGCAGCCUCCUUCUGGCCUUCGACAGCUGGCGUAUCUGAGUGCGGAGCUCAAGGCAUACCAGGACCAGACGAUUCGGCUGGCCAAGGCGCUGCACGAGACCAACAGACGGGUAGGAGGGGAUGGGGCGGAAAAGGCGGGCAGAAGCUAGAUGCGUGUGUGUGUGUGUGUGUGUUUUCAUCUUGUGUGGUUAGUUGGAGCAGUCCCAGGACGAGAACUCUCUUCUCAAGUCGGAGCUGCACGCACUGCGGCAGGUGGCUGAGGGGACGGAUGGUCGACUCACACACGCAGCCAGCCAGCCGCAUUAAUUCCAUGUGUGUGUCCUUCCUUCGUAUGCAUGGAUGGACCCAGACCAACACCGAGACAGCCGAGCAGAUCGACGGCCUGCGGCAAAACUUCGUACAAAGGUAGUUAUUUUAUGCCCGCAGACAGACACAGGAUCCCUCCCUCUGAUUAGUUUGUUCAUUUCGUCAUCUGUGCACACACAGGAUCCGCGAGAUCGAGAGGCGUCACAGUGAGAAGGAGGCCAGGUGGAAGGCCACCUUCCAGCGACUCCGCUCCCAACUCGACAACACCUUCCAGCCUGGGUUAACCGACGACACUCACACACUCCCGCUCCCGGCAGCACCGCUGGUCGACAGCCACACACACACUCAUGGGGUUGAGGUGUCUGUGGCUGCUAGUGGGGGCGGGGCAAGUGGUUCUGGUGGUGGUGGUGUUGCUGCUGGAGGGGCGGAAGAGGCCCGCAGCUAGCCGUAGAGGAGACUUUGACGGAUGCCGUGUCUGUGUCUGUGUUUGGGUAUGCGAUGCGGGUGUUGUGUGGGUGUGUACAAGAAUGUGUAGACUGAGAG